Maniola jurtina (meadow brown) is the source of this 8128-nucleotide messenger RNA. RefSeq names its product Down syndrome cell adhesion molecule-like protein Dscam2 (gene Dscam3). The transcript is spliced from 36 exons. Gene Ontology annotation, molecular function: protein binding. The record is from RefSeq and is a predicted model, not a curated record. Gene Ontology annotation, biological process: cell-cell adhesion. NCBI's taxonomy places the organism in Eukaryota, Metazoa, Arthropoda, Insecta, Lepidoptera, Nymphalidae. Bases 276 to 5561 code for a protein of 1761 amino acids.
ACGCUGUCGUUCCUGCCCUUCGCCGCGGCACAGUACCGACAGGACGUCCACAGCACGGUGUACCGGUGCCGCGCACACAACACGCACGGCGCCAUCGUGUCGCGGGACAUGCGCACACUUGCAGGUCAGCUCAUUGCCUUGUUCACAGACAAGUGCUCAACAACGGCACGCUGUCGUUCCUGCCCUUCGCCGCGGCACAGUACCGACAGGACGUCCACAGCACGGUGUACCGGUGCCGCGCACACAACACGCACGGCGCCAUCGUGUCGCGGGACAUGCGCACACUUGCAGUGGUGUGGCAAGAGUGGCAGGUGCACGUGACAUCGACGCCGGCGGAGGUGGGGGGUCCGGCGCUGCUGACGUGCGUGACCCCCGCCGCGCUCAGGGACCACUCAUCUGUCGCUGCGUGGUACAGGGACGACGCAGUUCUGUCAGCGGGGGAUCAUUUCUCUGGCCCUACACUCCUGGUGGACGAAGGCUGGAAGCUGAUCGUGCGCUCCGUCCGGAUAGACGACUCGCGCGCCCAGUACUCCUGCUCUGUACUGGACUCGCUCACCGGGGAGCGGCGCAGGAGUUCUCCUGUCAGCAUCGACGUCGCUCCUAUGAGUACGUCAACAGCUCCACGAGCUCUGUGGGGAGGAGUGUGGGAGGCAAGCGCGCGGCGCGGUGGUGACGCCGUGCUACCCUGCCUCGCGCAUGCCAAUCCACCACCUACCAUCAUAUGGUAUAGAGAGACAGCCGGUGGGGCGCUCCGGGAGAUACGCGAGGGCGAAGGCGGGGGACGGUACAGCAUGGCUGCUGAUGCCCUGACGAUCCGACGCGCCGAGCUGGUGGAUGACGGGCGCUGGGCGUGCAGGGCGGCCAACGCUCAUGGUCACCUGACGCUGAGGCUGCAUCUGUCACUAAGAGCACAUCUUACUGUUCAUGCUCAACCUCACACGCAGGUAGUGAACAGUGGAGGCACAGCCGUUAUCAACUGCAGCUGGGCUGGCUGGCCUUCUCCCCGUCUGGAGUGGCUUCACAACGGAGUGCCAGUGGCAGCAGGAGUGGGGGGUGGCAGAGUGCGAGUGCAGGGCAACGGAGAGCAGCUCGUGAUAGCGUCAGUGCACAGAGCUGAUAAGGGGGUGUACCAGUGCGUCGCGAGGAGUGACAGAGACUCCGCGCAAGCCAGUGCCGAGCUCAGGUUAGGAGAUACCGCGCCCGAACUGCAGUACACGUUCAUCGAGCAAGUGCUCCGUCCAGGGCAGGUGGUGACCCUCAAGUGCUCUGCUGCCGGCUCGCCUCCCCCGCACUUCACAUGGCUGCUCGAUGGACAACCGCUCAACACUAUGGCUAGAGGACACAGAUACAGCAUAGAGCAGUUCGCGACGAAGAGCAACGAGGUGGUGAGCUACCUCAACAUCACGGCGGUCAGGUCGGAGGAUGGCGGCCUCUACACCUGCAAGGCGGCCAACUCUCUGGGCGAAAUAUCACACACCUCCCGGCUGAAUAUUUAUGGACCACCGUACGUGCGAUCGAUCGGACCAAUCAGGGCCGUCGCUGGCCGGGAGCUGGUACUCUACUGCCCUUAUUCUGGCUAUCCUAUAAGUUCAGUACGAUGGGAGCGUGAUGGGAACCAGCUGGAAUGGGAGGGCAGUGGAAGCGGCGAAGGUGCUCUCAGGAUAGCUCGCGUGGAAGCUGCCAGUGCUGGUGCUUAUACGUGCAGCGCAAUCGGCCCUCAUGGGGAGAUCGCGAGGAGGGAACUGCAGCUCAUAGUUAGCAAUCCUCCGGAAAUUGAGCCGUUUUCGUUCUCGGCGAACUUGCAAGAAGGCAAACGGGCGCAAGUCAGCUGUAGCGUCGCAUCCGGGGACAUGCCUGUUCGCUUCGCAUGGCUCAAGGACAACGCUCCGAUACCCGCCGACCUUCAGGUAGAAGAGCGGGGUGCGGAAUUUUUCAGCAACCUCGUUUUCAAAGAGGUGUCCGCCCGCCACAGCGGCCUUUACACCUGCGUGGCGUCCAACAACGCCGCCAAAGUUAACUAUACCGCCGAACUGGUUGUGAAAGUAUCCCCAAAGUGGCUGCAAGAGCCCUCGGACGCUGCGGUGCUGGCAGGCGAACCGCUUGCGUUGCAUUGUCAUACCACCGGUUCGCCCACACCUCAUACGACCUGGAUGAAGCAAAGAGCUGGAUCUGCAUCAGACUUCGUUCCUCUAGUCAAUCUGGGAGGAAGAUUCCAGUUCCUCUCAAAUGGAACUCUCUGGAUUGAGGCGGCACUCCCUUAUGACGAGGGCUACUACAUGUGCAAAGCUGAAAAUGGAGUUGGCACACCACUCUCUAAGACAAUUUUUGUAGCAAUUAAUGAACCAGCACGAUUUGAAGUGACUUCUCACAAUGUAUCCGCGAGGCGCGAGGCAGGCGCUACGUUGGCUUGCGAGGCGCGAGGCGACGCGCCUCUGCGCCUCUCCUGGUCGCGGGAUAACGCUCCAGUCGACCUCUCUACCUAUAGAUUAAGUAUAUCGGAAGCAAAGACUGAUAGUGGUUUAAGGUCCCAGCUGUACAUCAGCCGCACGGACCGCCAGGACUCCGGCGUGUACAAGUGCCAGGCGGUCAACGCGUAUGGCCACAGCGACCAUUAUAUUUACCUCUCCGUCCAAGAAAAACCCGAAACUCCUCAAUCUCUGUCCGUGACGGAGAUCCAGUCCCGCGCAGUGCGCCUGUCGUGGAGCCUGCGCUUCGACGGCAACUCCCCACUGCUGGGCUACACGCUGCAGUACACCGCGCUGUCGGCUCAGGGCGCCAUCCGCGUCUCGCACUGGGACGGCGCCACUACCAUCAAUGUGUCGCUGCAUGGAACCCAUCCUCAUUCACAUGUCACGCUCACAAAGAAGGGCGAUAUCCACUAUGAAGCCCUCCUAAGCAACCUCCGACCACACACAGCCUACAUGAUCCGCAUCGCUGCCGUCAAUCAGAUAGACCACAGCGCUUUCACUGAGGCAGUGGUCGUCAAGACACAAGAAGAAGCGCCAUCAGAAGCUCCAAGCGGUGUAUCAGUAUCGGCGGGCGCGGCGGGGGAACUGCACGUGUCGUGGCGAGCGCCUCCACGGGACGCGUGGCACGGCGAGCUGCUGGGGUACUCCGUGUCCUGCGCUGAGCUGGGCCCUGAUGCCAUCGCAUUGCCUAACUCAACCAGAACUCUCACAGUGAACGGUUGGUCAGCCACCGAGUUGACAUUGUCAGCGUUGAAGAAGUUUACGCGAUACGAGGUGCGCGUGAGAGCCUUCAACGGCGUCGCAGCCGGGCCGCCUUCCGCUCCUGUCACUGCCACUACUUUGGAAGGAGUUCCAGAAGCAGCCCCAACAAGAGUAGCAUGCUCGGCGUUAUCAUCAACGAGUAUCAAAGUGUCGUGGGCUCCUCCGCCGCCCGCCUUCCGCAACGGCAUCAUACAGGGCUACAAAGUUAUCUACGCACCUCUGUCUACUAGCCAUGCGGAGGGCGCAGAAAUAAAGCGCGUGUCGACAACGGAGACGUACCUGCACACGCUGCACAAGUACAGCAACUACUCGCUGCAAGUGGUGGCCUACACCGCCGCGGGCGACGGCAAGCGCAGCGCGCCCACUUACUGCAUGACUGAGGAAGAUGUGCCAUCAGCUCCAGAAAAGAUAAAAGCGUUGCCGUAUUCGAGUGACUCGGUGCUUGUGAGCUGGUUACCGCCCGUACAUCCCAACGGUGUCAUAUCGCACUACACUGUGUACUAUCGGGAGGCGGGACGGUUAGGUAAACACUCGAGCUUCACAGUGUCAGCUGAUAAGAACCCCGAGAUAGAGCUGAUGUUCCAAGUGAGGAACCUGAUGGAGAACCAGCUCUACGAGUUCUGGGUGUCCGCCACCACGGGCUCCGGAGAGGGGGAGUCUACGCUAGUUGUGGGACAAGGACCCAGCUCUAGAAUUCCAGCACGGAUAGCGUCGUUCGGCGGGUCGCGGCGCGUGGGCGCGGGGCGCGGCGCGCUGCUGGCGUGCGCGGCGGUGGGCGCGCCUGCGCCGCGCACGCGCUGGGCGCACGCGCGCGCGCCCGUCACGCACCACCGCUACUACCAGGUCACGAGGGCCGGCCAUCUGCACAUACGAGAAGUAAACGAGCAAUCAUCAGGCAACUUCACCUGCACAGCCACAAACAGCAUAGGCGAGGACUCCAUAGUGUACGUGGUGAAGGCGGUCCUGCCGCCAGGCGCUCCGGCCUUGUCCCUUCAGUACACCACUGCCACUAGCAUCAAGCUGCAUUGGAGUCUCCCCGCUUCUGAUACUGAUCAACCCGUUCUUGGCUACGUCCUCCAAUACAAGCAAGCAUCUGAAACGGAGUGGCACAGCAUCGAACUGUCCCCAGAACAGACCUCCUACACUAUGGACAUGCUGAAAUGUGGCACCACGUACAACGCGAAGAUUCAGGCUCAGAACAAGAUAUCCUUGGGACCGCCCAGCGAAAUACUUACUGCUACUACUAGAGGCGGACGCCCCAAAGCGCCCAAGCCAGAGGAGCACGUCCAUACGAACGCUACUGCCAUCAAAAUCAACCUGUAUGCGUGGCGCGACGCCGGCUGCCCCAUACUCGGCUUCCGAGUCGCCUACCGCCGAGCAGGAGACGAGCAUUGGAUACAGGCAGGGGCUGGUCUAAGCGCAGCGAGGCAUGUGGUGGGUGCACUGGCCCCGGGCGCCUGGUAUGAAGUUGCGGUGGAAGCGUGGAGCGACGCCGGCGUCGAACGGGUCACCCUUCUAGCUGACACGCAUACACUUGCUGGAGGACGCAUUCCCCCUCUGCGCGUGGCGCCGCCUCCAUCUGGCGGAGCGCGCACCGGCGCGAUGAGGACAGCGCUGGUGUGGUGCGCGGCCAGCGCGCUUGUGGUGGUCGGUGCGUUGGCCGCCAUUCUGUGCCUGCUGCACGCCAAGCGGAAAUUCUUUUGUUUAUCCAACGAUCACUACUUGCGGGACAACAGGAAGCUGAGUGAGAGCAACGAAGCAGAGAGAGAGAAGCUUAGAGAGGGACACAAACUGUACUCCUCCUCUUCUAUCAACGGAAACGAAAAGUCUAAUGAUGAUUCCUCAGCGGAACUGUACGAGAUAAGUCCAUACGCGACGUUCGGCGGCGGAGCAGCGGCACAUUCGCUGCAGUUCCGUACGCUCGCGCGACGCGACGACGACGCUGCGCCGCCGCACCGCCGGCGAAGACGCGCGUGCGAUCAUUAUAGAUACGACGAGUCAAGUUUAUCCAAGUGCUCAACAGUGGAAGCAAGGCAUAGGCUGCGCGCCGCCCCCGCCCCCACGCCUGCUCCAGCCCCACAUUGGCGGGAACGGUCAGACUCUGACGACUAUAGUGAUAGUGCUGCCAACACUACAACCAAAGGAUCGGGUGGGUCCGGCGGUGGCAGCGCGUACGGGAGCGGGCGGCGCACCGCCAGCAGUGGAGGACAAAACGGGAGCGACGGCCUCUCGGGGGUAUUUGCGCCGGUGCCUCCUGAUAUAUCUUCAUUAAUAGAUAAGUAUCAACAAAGAAAAGAACAAGAACGUCGGGAAUGUACAAUCCACGUCUAACAUUCCAUGGUCCAUUGUAGAUUUUAUAAAUUUAGUGUCUAAAAAUUAAUUCAACAAACCCUUCGAAUGUUCAGCUAUUUUAUAAAAAAGUUACAAAUACGCUUUUUGGCAUAAACAAAAUCUAUUUCGUCAAUUGCUAUUAUAAAAACGUUAAUUUUACUAUUUAAGGCAAUACUUUUAAAUAGUACCUAACCAAAAGGAUUUUUAGUCAAAAUAACAAGUGAUUUCUUUUUUUUCGAUUCGGAAUCAGCUGAUGCAACAAUAGGUACUCUAAAUGAAAUAAUAAAAAAAUCGAAGAAUAUGAACUGAACUAUUUACUAGGGGUGCUUAUCAUAUAAAAAUAUUCAGUAAGUAAACACGAGAACAAGUUUUUUAUCAAUAUAUUUUCAAGAAUAAUUAUUGUUUGUUAAAUGUGAUUAUAAUCUUAACGAAGUAAAGCCCAGUUCAUAAAAAAACUAAAAAAGGACUUACAACUCAGACAAGGCAACUUUGUGAUCUCGUCGUUCGUACGAAACUCAAUAGCUAAGUGUUAAGAAAUAUUUGUUACAUAAAGAAUAUUUACCUAUAUAAUGUGAUUUAUUUAAACACUGUUGCUGACAGGUUUUUAAAUAAUAGUAUACUUAGUUAUGAAUGGAUUUGUAAAUACUAGAUCUGUAAGUAGAUAAUUUCUUUUUGCUAUAAUUUGUGCGCCUAAUAAAAGGGAAGGGAAUUAAAUUGUAAAGACAAAAAUACGUUUACCUUUUUUGUAAUCUUAUAAAAUAUUUUGAGGGGUACAAUACUUAAGCUGAGGGGUACAAUACAAUAUGGCCGUGAUGAAUUUUUGUAUGGCAUCUGGCAUAUAGAUUUUUUGAAAGAAAUGUGGAUGUCAUGAAAUGGCACUAAAUUAUUGGUUAUGUAAAAGCGCUAUAGAAAAAGAACUUGGCAUUUAUAUAAGUUUGAUCUAAUUCUAAAUGUCAAUGACUUUUUCAUUAAUUUUCAUCUCAAUACUUAAAUAUAAGAAUAAUAUUGCAAUGCCUUUAUCCCACGUUUUCACUCUGAGCACCAAAAGGAAAAACUGCCUAUAAUGUGUAGGUACCUACUAGGUGCGUGUAAUGCUAACGUGCAAAAGAGCUAACAUAAUAUUAACAUGUCUUGUUUUUAAAUGACCGUUCAGAUAAUUACGUACUUAUUCGAUGAAUUGUCUGAAUAGGAUAGUCUACCUAUUUAGUUUUGGGGUACUAGAAGAAGGGUUAGAAUAGUUUAAUAUCUUUGGGUACAAGCCAAGCUUUUUCUAAUAUUAUAAUGAAACAAACUAUUGUUUAUGCGAUUUUUACUUCUAGCUCGAUUAAGUGUUCAUAAAUAUAGAAACUACUAAAUAUACCUACCUAUGUAAUAUUACUUUUGGACAACAUUUUUACAAUAUUUUGUAUCACUUAUUCAUCACAGCAGACAUUAUUAAUUAUAACUGGAUAGUUUGUGCGCAUAUUUUAUGUAAAUAGAUUAUUCACUUUUUGAUUUGCAUAGGUGCCUAUUCACUUUGUAUAUUUAACCACUCGUGAUUAAAACGUCUAGAUGCACAAUACUAAAUACACAAAAUGCCUUUGCGUAAUGCUUUAUUGAAUUUCAUGUCACAAAAUGUCAAACCACUGUAAUAGUAAAAAAAACUAAAAUAUAGUAAGGUUCUCUUAAAUUUUAAGGGUACAGCUACAGACCCUAUGAACACAAGAAGGCAAGAAGACAUUGAAGAACACGUCAUUUCAGUUUUGAUAUUUUACAUUUUUGGUGUUAUGUUUGUUUGGUAUUUUUCGUAGUCUUUAAAUAUCGCAAAACAUCACAAUUUUAAUAUUGGCAUUUUUAGUUUAUGGCGUUGUGCGUCUAAACGGUUUAAAACUCUGAAAUUAAACAUAGAUGGUAUCUCUGCUUUAAACUCUAAGUUUUUGAAAACAAUUUACUGCCUGGAAAUAUUUAGUUAUGUGCGCAAUUUAUUGGGAUAUUAAAUAUGUCACUCAGCAGAUUAACUCAUUAAAAAAUAAACUUUGUUCAUUAUCAGUAAAAUAAAGAAGCCUAAUAACGUAAUGAGAUUUAUGAAUAAUCAUUUGGAGGCAUUUUGUUUAGCUAUUAAGGUGAUAAAGUUUAUGUUAAAUAUCUUUAUUUGCAGGAUGAUGAUAUUAUGUUAUUUAUUAAAAUCAACUCGUAAUUUCACAUUGUUGAUUUUUAGAUAAAAAAAUAUUAUUCUAUCCAUGCGUGUAAAUAUUAAUGUAGUCAAUUCAAACUGGGAACAGACCAGUUUAUUGUAUUAUAAUAUUUUGUUAACAAAAGCAGAGUGACAUUAAUAGUGUAUGUUAAUCGUAAGUUAAAUUUAAAACGGCUGUUCCAAACCGCAAAAGAUACAUAUCAUUAUAAUAGACUGCUAAUAAUAAGCCAUUCGUAAUUCUUUUACUGUAUUGUUGGUUAUAAUAGUUGAUUAGCCUUUAAUUAUACACUAUUGUAUAAAAAUCUUUCUAUAUACAUGUUGUGUAAUAAUAAAAAUAUUAAUUUAAUAAUAGGAAGAAAUGAUGGAAAUAAAAAGUGUGUGUCGUACCUACGUA